AUGAUGUUCCCUAGUUUAAUAGCUCCUCCAGCCGUGUAUCCCAGCCUCCUGCGGCCCACUCCUACUUUAACGCUGCCGCAGACUUUGCAAACGGCAUUUUCUAGUCAUUCCAGCUUCUUGGUGGAAGAUCUGAUCAGGAUCAGCAGGCCGGCCAGCUACCUACCCCGGACCGUCCCCCCGCCCAGCCUUUCCCCUCCAACUUCAGGAACCACCACAGCCAUGACAGACACGGUGGCAUCAGACCUUGUCAGCUCCUCCACCUCCGGCAGCCGCCGAGGGUGUUCCCCUCAAACUUCCGUCUCCUCCGCUAAUGAGUCCACCUUUCUGAAGUUUGGAGUCAACGCCAUCCUGUCCUCUUCUCCCAGGACAGAAACGUCUCCCGCUUUGCUUCAGAGGGUGCCUCCCAAGACUUUCUCUUUUCCCUAUUUUGAGGGAUCCUUCCAGCCUUUUAUUAGAUCUUCUUACUUUCCAGCCUCGUCCUCUGUGGUACCCAUCCCGGGCACCUUCUCCUGGCCGCUAGCUGCGCGGGGAAAACCCCGCCGCGGGAUGCUCCGCCGGGCAGUCUUCUCGGACGUGCAGCGCAAAGCGCUCGAGAAGAUGUUUCAGAAACAGAAGUACAUCAGCAAACCCGACCGGAAAAAGCUGGCGGCCAAGCUGGGGCUGAAAGACUCCCAGGUGAAAAUCUGGUUCCAAAACCGGAGGAUGAAAUGGCGAAACUCAAAGGAGCGGGAACUCCUGUCCAACGGGGGAUGCCGGGAACAGACCUUACCCACCAAACUCAACCCCCACCCCGACCUCAGCGACGUGGGCAAGAAAUGUCCAGGGGAUGAGGAGGAGGAGGAAGAAGAAGAGGAGGAGGAGGAGGAGGAGGCCUCACGCCUGCGCCCGGCCAGCCCCCGCCUCCCCCUUGCCUUCUUCCCUUCCCCAGAGCACAGGCACCGGCGGGACAGACUGGACACCCAGAUGCCUCCUUCUCCAUCCCACUCUAGCAGCCCCAGCAAACCAUCGGACUUCUCAGACUCUGAGGAAGAGGAGGAGGACGAGGGCGAGGAGGAAGAGAUCACCGUUUCUUAG
This is a messenger RNA of Tachyglossus aculeatus (Australian echidna), 1074 nucleotides long. RefSeq names its product developing brain homeobox 1 (gene DBX1). NCBI's taxonomy places the organism in Eukaryota, Metazoa, Chordata, Mammalia, Monotremata, Tachyglossidae. Gene Ontology annotation, biological process: cell differentiation in spinal cord; regulation of transcription by RNA polymerase II. The record is from RefSeq and is a predicted model, not a curated record. The transcript is spliced from 4 exons. Gene Ontology annotation, molecular function: DNA-binding transcription factor activity, RNA polymerase II-specific; DNA binding. The coding region runs from base 1 to 1074 and encodes 357 amino acids.